Messenger RNA from Populus trichocarpa (black cottonwood), 732 nucleotides. RefSeq lists its product as uncharacterized. NCBI's taxonomy places the organism in Eukaryota, Viridiplantae, Streptophyta, Magnoliopsida, Malpighiales, Salicaceae. The record is from RefSeq and is a predicted model, not a curated record. The transcript has a single exon. The coding region runs from base 1 to 732 and encodes 243 amino acids. Gene Ontology annotation, molecular function: zinc ion binding; nucleic acid binding.
AUGGAAACAAUCCUGAAUAGAGAUUCUGCAAAAGGGAUAUGGGAUUCAAUGCGCCAGAAAUAUCAAGGGUCCACUAAGGUGAAAAGAGCACAACUACAAGCACUGCGGAAAGAAUUUGAGCUACUUGGAAUGAAGGAUGGUGAGGGUGUUGAUGAGUACUUUGGAAGAACUCUUACCAUUGCCAACAAAAUGAAAACACACGGUGAAAGAAUGGAGCAGAUUGUUAUUAUUGAGAAAAUUUUGAGGUCUAUGACAACAAAGUUUGACUAUGUCGUAUGCUCCAUUGAAGAAUCAAAUAAUCUUGCUGAAAUGACUAUUGAUAAACUUCAAAGUAGUUUACUUGUACAUGAACAAAGGAUGAGGGGGCACAAAGAGGAAGAGCAAGUUCUUAAGGUCAUGUCUGAAGCAAGAGAAGAUGCUCGAUUUGGAGGAAGGGGCAGAAACCGUGGAGGAUUCAGAGGCAAUUUCAGAGGCAGAGGCAGGAGCUGGGGAAGACAAUCUUUCAAUAAAGCUAUUAUUGAAUGUUUUAGAUGUCAUAAACUAGGACAUUUUUCUUAUAAAUGUCCUGGUUAUGAAAAAACAGCUAAUUAUGCAGAAUUGGAUUGCGAAGAAGAAAUGCUAUUGUUGUCACAUGUGGAAAUUCAUGAUUUCACAGAAUUACAUGAAGAAAUCGUGAUGACAGAAGUGAAUGCAGAAGAAGAAAUGGUGCUGACAAAGGAAUUGAAUGCAUAA